AAUUUUUUUACAUGAGUACUGCAUAACUUAUGCUGCAGUGAACAUCACUUUUCUCUCUGAAAGCAUCAAAGCUAACAGACAGGUCGUCUUCGGCUACAAUCAGAGCGCCAAAAAAAAUAAAAAAAAAUGUCUCCAAAUAAGAAAGGCAAAUCGAAGGGCAAGUCGGCCGAAUCGACUCAAUCUCCAGCCGAUGUAAACACCAACAAAUUCCCCUCAUGUAUUCGUUUUGUUCCUCCCUCUUCCGUCGCCAUAACCAUCCACGCAAAGCCAGGCUCCAAACUUGCCACCAUCACAGAUUUCAACGACGACGCUUUAGGCGUUCAAAUUGACGCUCCUGCAAAGGACGGAGAAGCCAACGCCGCACUCCUAGAUUACAUUAGCUCGAUGCAGCCCGACAGAGAGAAUCCAAUGCUACAAGUUAUUGGGGUGAAGAGAAGGCAGGUUUCUAUUGGCUCUGGUUCUAAAUCAAGGGACAAGAUUGUGAUUGUAGAGGAAGUUACUUUACAGAGCGUUUUUGAUGCUUUGGACAGAGUUUCCAAGAGCCACUGAUAGAGAAACAUGCCGGCCAUGACUUAUAUCUAUGAAUGUGACACAAGGCUCGUGUUUAUAUUAACCAUCCCAACAAAAUGAUGCAGGUUUUGAAGAUAAAAUCUACUUGUUCAUCAUUAAUCGUUGUUCCCUAUGGAUGCUUGGGAAAGAGGAACACCAUUCGUGACUAUAAUUUUGGAUCAUACAAAGUGAUAAUAUCAUUUUAUCUAUUGAUCUUAUAGCGAAGUGAUUUUCUGCAUACUCUUCCUAUAUUUUGUUAGCCGUUCAUCAGGUGCUAUCUAUAUUUCCAUGUUAUAAGAUUUUUAUUAUUAUUUAUUUAUUUUUUCUCUUUUCAGGUUCCCACCUACAUAACCUAUAGCGGUUCUCCUUUUUGUUA
Cornus florida is the source of this 925-nucleotide messenger RNA. RefSeq lists its product as uncharacterized. The transcript is spliced from 4 exons. Lineage: Eukaryota; Viridiplantae; Streptophyta; Magnoliopsida; Cornales; Cornaceae. The record is from RefSeq and is a predicted model, not a curated record. Bases 127 to 549 code for a protein of 140 amino acids.